This is a messenger RNA of Cygnus atratus (black swan), 2809 nucleotides long. RefSeq names its product adducin 3 (gene ADD3). Gene Ontology annotation, biological process: barbed-end actin filament capping. The transcript has 16 exons. The record is from RefSeq and is a predicted model, not a curated record. Bases 480 to 2612 code for a protein of 710 amino acids. Gene Ontology annotation, molecular function: actin filament binding. Lineage: Eukaryota; Metazoa; Chordata; Aves; Anseriformes; Anatidae. Gene Ontology annotation, cellular component: plasma membrane; cytoskeleton; postsynaptic density.
UUUUUGUGAACUUUAUGGUAUAGAAGGUGGAAGAGAAACAGAGGAAAAGUGGGUGUGAGCUGACAGCGUUGGCGAGAGCCAAGUCUUUGAUUCAGACUGGAACCUGCCUGUUUCACAGGGAGGCUGGAACCAAGAUCAAGAGACAUCCAGCUUGCUUCCAACAAGUCUCCUGGCAGACAAGAUACCGGAGGGGGGGAAGAAAGAGCAGACUGUUCCUUAAAAGCAAGCAGGCGAGAAGUAGCAAGAGCAGAAUAACACAAUGUGCCUUAAAAGAAGUGCUCGGAUGCGGUCUCAUCUAGCUUGAGAGCUCAGACCCGAAAUCAGCCAUAGUGGCUAAUUAUGCGGUGCACACACCGUUGGUUUAUGGUGCUGGAAACUCUAACAGAUGGAUUGCACUGUGUAAAGAAAAUGGGGAUGGCUGAAACCCGCCAUAAAAAGUCAGAAUAAAAGGUGAAGGCCAUCAUCCGCAGAGCUGAAGCAUGAGUACUGAUGCCAGUCAGGUGGUGAUCACUACUCCUCCCCCUGCCACAAUGCCUCACAAGGAGAGGUACUUCGAUCGCAUCAAUGAAAACGACCCGGAGUAUAUCCGGGAGAGAAACAUGUCUCCAGACCUGAGGCAGGACUUCAACAUGAUGGAGCAGAGGAAGAGGGUCACUCAGAUACUGCAGAGCCCUGCUUUUAGAGAAGAUCUGGAAUGCCUUAUUCAAGAACAGAUGAAGAAGGGCAAUAACCCAACCGGACUGCUUGCGUUACAGCAGAUUGCUGAUUACAUUACAGCAAGCUCUUUUGCAGGCUUUUCCUCAUCUUCACUCAGCCAUGGAAUGGUUACCCCUAUCAAUGAUCUACCUGGAAUAGAUACCUCCUUGUUUGUUAAGGGAGAAAAACUUACUCGUUGCAAGUUAGCCAGUUUAUACAGAUUGGCUGACUUGUUUGGGUGGGCACAUUUGCCAAAUGCCUAUAUCACAGUCAGAGUAAGCAAAGAACAUGACCAUAUUCUAAUCAUUCCAAGAGGUCUGUCCUUUUCUGAAGCUUCAGCUUCCAAUUUGGUUAAGGUAAACAUCCUAGGAGAUGUAGUUGACCAGGGGAGCACAACUCUAAGUAUUGACACGGCAGGAUUCAGUCCGCAUGUGGCCAUCUACUCCACGCGCCCUGAUGUCAGGUGUAUAAUACACAUACACACCCCUGCAACAGCAGCUGUUUCAUCUAUGAAGUGCGGCAUCCUUCCAAUAUCUCAAGAGGCUCUGAUUUUGGGAGACAUUGCGUAUUACAAUUAUCAGGGAUCUCUUGAUGAACAGGAAGAGAGAAUUCAGCUUCAGAAAGUUCUUGGACCCAGUUGCAAGGUAUUAGUCUUGAGAAACCAUGGUGUGGUAGCACUAGGAGAGACACUGGAAGAAGCAUUCCACUAUAUUUUCAAUGUGCAACUGGCCUGUGAAACACAGGUGCAUGCAUUAGCUGGAGCAGGUGGGAUAGACAAUCUCCUACUACUGGAUCUGCAGAAGUUCAAGCCUUCCACACAUGCUGUGGCAGCAGCUGGAGGAGGUGGAGUUAAUAUGGCUUCGCAACAGAAAUGGAAAGUUGGGGAACAGGAGUUCGAAGCACUCAUGCGGAUGCUGGACAACCUGGGAUACAGAACUGGCUAUGCCUAUAGGCAACCGUUAGUCAGGGAAAAGCCCAGACACAAGAGUGACGUUGAGAUCCCAGCCACUGUGACUGCCUUUUCCUUUGAAGAUGAUGCAGUCCCACUGUCCCCGCUGAAAUUCCUGGCGCAGAAGCAACAGAGGGAAAAGACAAGAUGGCUGAACUCCCCCAACACGUACUUGAAAGUGAAUGUGCCUGAGGAGUCCUGGAACGGAGAAGCCAGUCCUAGGACCAAGAUCACGUGGAUGAAAGCUGAUGACUCUUCGAAAACUAGCGGAGGAACGCCAAUCAAAAUUGAAGAUCCAAACCAAUUUGUUCCUUUAAACACAAACCCCAGUGAAGUGCUGGAAAAGAGAAAUAAGAUUCGGGAACAAAACCGAUACGACCUAAAGACAGCAGGACCGCAGUCUCAGCUGCUCGCUGGGAUCGUUGUGGAUAAAAAGCCAAGUCCACCAAUGCAAUUUGAAGAUGAUGAGCACGCACCACCAGCACCACCCAACCCAUUCAGUCAUCUCACAGAAAAAGAACUGGAAGAGUACAAGAAAACAAUUGAGCGCAAGCAGCAAGGGUUGGAAGAUGCUGAACAGGAAUUAUUCUCAGAUGACGGUUCAUCUGUGUCACAAAUUCAGUCACAAACUCAGUCCCCGCAAAAUAUCCCAGCAAAAUUAGAAGAAAAUCAUGAAGAUUUCUAUACCCAAAAUGCCAACCUAAUAUCUGUGGAGCUACCCGUUGUGGUGGUGAACGGCAAGGAAGAUGCACAUGAUGUGGAAGAAGACCUCACCAAGAGGGUCAGUCAGUUAACCACUAGUAGUACUGUGGAGAGCGUAGAGAUUACCAUUAAAAGCUCUGAAAAGAUAGAAGAGGCCCUGUCCCCUGAAGGGUCACCUUCCAAAUCCCCGUCAAAGAAGAAGAAGAAAUUCCGGACCCCGUCUUUCCUGAAAAAGAAUAAAAAGAAGGAGAAGGUAGAAGCAUAAAUGCAGUUCUGUUGUGAGGAGAUGUUGCACAUUUUAAACGUUUAAGUUGACCAUUAACAGAGUAGUGUUAGGGGUGUGCAGUAACUGGACUUUUUAACCUAAACAAAAAGGAACUGGAAGAGGUUUUGCUUUAAACAAAACAAAAAAACACCACCACCAAAAAAAAAAAAAGACUUUCAUGUUAAUUAAAAUGAAUU